Messenger RNA from Ustilaginoidea virens, 1482 nucleotides. RefSeq lists its product as uncharacterized. The record is from RefSeq and is a predicted model, not a curated record. Bases 1 to 1482 code for a protein of 493 amino acids. The transcript is spliced from 7 exons. Lineage: Eukaryota; Fungi; Ascomycota; Sordariomycetes; Hypocreales; Clavicipitaceae.
AUGGACGACUACAUGUUUCGGUACUUUGUGGACGAAUGCCGAACUGUGCACGAGGAUACGAGUUAUAUGGAAAUCCUCAACUAUUCGGAUCCGUUUUAUAACUCGUGCGAGGAACACGCCUUGACUUGUGAUGAGUUUGAAAACUUUCUGCUCCGGCGGGGUGCCUUUGCUACUCCGGAUAACAUGCGCAAGGGAACGAAGCUGUUGAGCGGCGUACGACUGAUCGUCCAGAAAAACGCCAAGGACAAGGACACGUUCAUGCCAAAGGUGCUGUCGUUGCCCAAGGACUCGUACGCGUCAAUGGUGAGGCUGAUGAAGCUCCCGUAUCGUGGAAUUGAGACGACUUCUGUUGUUGGACCUUUUUUUUGGUCCUCAUUCGACCAGGAUGACGAUGACCCCCAUCUGCAAUUAAUCCACAGGAAAUCUGAUGUUCGCAAAAAGGGAAAAACUCGCGGCUGGGAAAUGAUGCUUUCUUAUUCUUUCAAAGCACGCAUCACCACCGGCUUCCUCAAGGGCACACCUUCUUCUGACAUCGUUCCCGCACUGCAACACCUGCGUGCUUGCGCGGCGCAGAUUGGCCACCCUAUGCUCCUUCCAAUCAUUAUCCUUUCGUACGACCUGUCUCCCGUAAACGACCAGAAGCAGCGCGAUGCGCGCGACUGGUUGCGCCGACUCGAGAACGCCGUCAGCUUGCGCAACGAGGUGGAAGAGAAUGAGCAGUACUUCCAGGACGGGCUGCUGGAAGUUGACGGCUUGAACCGGGAUCUGGUCGAGUGUCACGGCCACGUCAUGUGGAAGAGACCGCAGGCCUACAUGGCGCUAGCAGAGGAAAUGGAGAAGGCCAUGGAUAGAUUCCGAGAGAAGCUAGUUGGCGUCGAAGCCGGCGGCAGCGACGAUGCCGUCGUGGAUGCCGAACGGGCGCAUCACAAGGAGGUGGACAAGCUGCAUAGGAGCUUGUCGGCAAGGUUGGAGUUUUACAAGACCAAGCUCAAGGGACUGGAAAACUACAUCCAUACGACGUUGGCGAGAUUAAAGGUUCAGCGGGAAGCGCUAUACAACAUCAUGUCCCAGCGCGAAGCAAGACUCAACCUUGAAAUCGCAGGCGAACAGCGUCGCAUCGCUCACGCCAGCAAACGAGACAGCACCGCCAUGAAGACCAUCUCACUGAUGGGCACGCUCUUCCUCCCGGGGACCUACCUCGCCUCUGUGUUCAGCAUGACCUUUUUCAAUUUCCAAGAAGCUGCGCAUCCCGUUUCAACCGGUUUGUGGAUCUACUUUGCCGUCACUGUCCCCGUAACGGCUGCCAUAGUAGCCAUCUGGAUGUGGUUUGACCGGCGUCGCGAAGCGCAGUACGCCAAGGACGACGAGGACCUGGAGCAGAACAUUGACAAGAUGGAGAAGGAAAUCAUGUUCCACUUGCGCAAGAGGACCAUGAGCAAGGCUCAUACCUGGAACUCUCUCAGCUCGCCGCCUCGACCGUAG